This is a messenger RNA of Adineta ricciae, 1623 nucleotides long. The record is from the annotation of a GenBank genome assembly. NCBI's taxonomy places the organism in Eukaryota, Metazoa, Rotifera, Eurotatoria, Adinetida, Adinetidae.
AUGCAUGAAUGUGUUUUCCAUUCGAAUUUAACUACAACACGCGCGUCGUUUUUCACUUGUAGAAGAGUCAUUCUAUUUUCUCUGUUUACAAAUAAAAACAACGACGAUCACCAGUCGAAGUCAUUCAACAUGCCGAAUUACUCUAGCUCUUCGGUCAACACGGUCGACUGGGCGAUGGGUUAUGAGGGCAGUUGUACAGUCAAACAACGAAAUCUUUUAGAAGGUCUACAAGUUUCAUCAACACCAACACCGCCGCCAUUUCAGGAUUUUAUCUCACUUGUUCAUACAAAGAAACGAACUCAUACAAGUCUAAGUCUUAGCAGUAACAGUAGUGAUGGUAGUUAUUAUCUUCCACAUCAAACUCCAUCACCAUUACUCGAUCAUACCAAUUACAAAUAUGCGAAAAUUCGUGCACGACCACUUUAUAACUUUAAUUACAAUGAAUCAAGUAUUUGGACACAUUCAUCUACAUCUACGACGGAUUCUUUAUCGAAUGCAUUACCAUUCGAUAUGGAUGUUGUGAAUAAAUUUUUUGUGAAAGAAAAUAAAACCAUUCAGCAAAGUCCGCGAACAUCAUUCUCAACAACAUCAAUGACCCGAUCAUUUCAAAUACUCGAUAAAUCGUCUCAAAUCACAUAUGAUGUCACCAUGCGUCAUUUAAUUCAAUUAUUAUCGAAAACACACUCAACUAUUGAUGAUGUUCUUCGCGGAGUCGAUACAGGCGAUAUCAACAGUGAAUGGCUUCAAUGUGUCCAACGUUUAAAUAAACAGUUUCAAAAGCAUUGCAAAAACAAACUUCAAUUCGAAACUUUUAAUCUCGAACAUUUACACGAACUCAAUCCCGUUGAACAAUUCUUCGUACAACUCCUUCGUAUACCAAAUUACAAUUUUAAAUUGAAAUGUUACCAAUAUCGUGAUGAAUCUCAUUCCCAAUUACUCUUAUUAAAUCAAAUUAUCGAUCAGCUAUUACAUGGAAUCAAUCGCAUUCUUAAUCACGAACAUUUACCGCAUAUCUUGCAAAUCUUAUGUCUUUUAUACAACAUUGUCUCGAAUAAGUGUGUGCCCGGUCUGGAUUUCAUUUCGUUAGUCGAUGCAUUGAAUUCGCCGACAAAUCAGUCGAAUAAAACAGUUGCACAUGUUUUAGUUGAAAUUCUUGAUAAAUACUAUCGAAAUACGUUGGUUCAUACGAUUAACGAUGAAACGUUGAUUGAAUUGAAGAAAGUCCAUACAAUUAAAUACGAUAAAAUCUGUGCGGAGAUCCGCGAAAUCUAUGAACAAUAUCAGCAAAUGACAUAUGAAUACUCUCUGUUAAAAAACAAUUACGAUUUACCAUUAUUUAUCUCGUCGAUGCUCUCUGAGAGCAAAAUUCAAUUCGAAAACUUCUUUGAAAAAGAAAAUCUGCUGAGAAAAGGUGAACGAGACCUCGCUGCAUAUUUCUGCUCGAAUGAUUUAUCAGUUGAUUGUUGUUUAUCAAUGGUUGGUCAGUUUAUCGAUAAACUUCGGUUAGCAAAUUUGGAAAACACGAAUGAACAGCAGCGAAGGUUGUCAGUCAAAGGAAAUGAACGUCAACGUUCAACGUCAUUGUUGAUAAACACUGCCGCUUCGUUUUUAUCAUGUGUUUGA